Messenger RNA from Lactuca virosa, 1238 nucleotides. Lineage: Eukaryota; Viridiplantae; Streptophyta; Magnoliopsida; Asterales; Asteraceae. The record is from the annotation of a GenBank genome assembly.
AACGGAAAAGCCAUCAAACCGAGGUUACUUAGCAAACCUGAGUUCAUUUGUAACCUCUCUAUAAACUUCUUAUAACCAUGGCUCCUGUACUCGAUUUCCCUAUUAAUGUAGGCCUAAUAGACGAUGUUCAGGAAUUGAAGAAGGCCCGAAAAACCAAAAUUCCGAACAGGUUUGUUCGCGAUGUGGCUGAAAGGCCAGCGGUAGCAACAACCCAAUCACCCUUGUCGACUAGUAUACCAGUCAUUGAUCUUUCAAAACUCAUGAAAGGAAACAAAGAAGAUUUUCACUUUGAAAUCAUGAAGCUCUCAGCUUCCUGUGACGAGUGGGGUUUUUUUCAGGUGAUAAACCAUGGGAUUGAUCUUGAUCUGCUGAAGAAGAUAGAGAAAGUAGCCAUGGAGUUCUUUAUGCUUCCCGUGGAAGAGAAACAAAAGUAUCCAAUGGCACCAGGAACUGUUCAGGGAUAUGGGCAAGCUUUUGUGUUCUCAGAGGAUCAAAAGUUAGACUGGUGCAAUAUGUUCGCUCUUGGACUAGUGCCUCACUCCAUAAGAAACCCAAAACUUUGGCCAACCAACCCACCAAUGUUUAGUGACACUGUAGAGACUUACUCGAGAGAGAUCAGAAAGCUAUGUAAAGAUCUUCUAAGAUUUAUAGCAUUAAGUCUUGGGCUUAGAGGCAAUGUUUUCGAAGAUAUGUUUGGGGAGAGUGUGCAAGCGAUGAGAAUGAACUACUACCCAGCAUGUCCUAGACCCGACCUUGUAUUGGGUUUAAGCCCCCACUCAGAUGGAAGCGCUCUCACAGUGCUGCAACAAGGUAAGGGCAGCACUGUUGGCCUCCAAAUACUCAAAAACAAUACGUGGGUUCCAAUUCAACCUGUUACAAAUGCACUUGUGAUUAACAUUGGUGACACCAUAGAGGUUUUGACGAAUGGGAGAUACAAGAGCUCAGAACAUAGAGCAGUGACACACAAAGAGAACGAUCGACUGUCGAUUGUGACUUUUUACGCUCCAAGUUAUGAGAUAGAGAUAGGUCCAAUGCCAGAAAUGGUGGAUGAGAACAACCAUAGCAAGUAUAGAAGAUACAAUCAUGGAGAGUACAGUAGACACUAUGUAACCAACAAGCUGCAAGACCGACCGGAAGCCCUUAGAGUUGUCCAAGAACCGAUCAAUGCAUGUUGGUCAAUUUGUUUAUUAGGCCGCAGGGUAUACUCCCCCACGCCGCCAAAGAGUGCGGAGAGCUAG